Adineta ricciae is the source of this 1182-nucleotide messenger RNA. Lineage: Eukaryota; Metazoa; Rotifera; Eurotatoria; Adinetida; Adinetidae. The record is from the annotation of a GenBank genome assembly.
AUGGUUGACACUCUCACUUCUAUCCGAAAUGAACUACAUCAAAUGGAACGUGUUCUAAAUGAAGACAAGCUGAAAUUCAUUGAUAGAUUGAACCAAGUUCGAAAAGCUGUUUUCGAUCAUAUUGAUCGGCAAAUUCAAAAAUUAAAUGAAACAAAACAAAUCUAUGAGAAAAAAUUCAGCUAUCUCGAAGAUGAAAAUAACAAAACAUGCGACCAGAAUCAGCGUGAAUUCGAUCGAACAUGUAUAUUAAUUAAUCGAACUAAUGAAGACAAGGCGAAAGCAUCGGAUCUGUUGAAACAAUUCAAAGAUAAAUUUCCACAUCGACCUCAAAUGUUAAAAGANUUCUCGAUUAUAACAUUUUCUGAUCGAAAAUCGAGAGAAGUAGGUUCCGGAAUUUAUCUUCUUACAUCGUCUAUCGUAUCGCUGUUCACAGUGAGCAUUUUAACAGCGAAAUUCUGGUAUCUUAUUCUAACACAAAUCAAUCCAUUUGUUGAUCGUUCUCUCCUACGUAAUGGAUGUCGAUUAUUGGAAUUCAUUCUAAAAGUUUGCCUAUAUCUGAACAAUUGGCUCAAUGCUUGUGUCGCACUUGAGCGAUCGAUGGCUGUACACACUGGCGCUUAUUUUAAUAAAUCUCGGAGCAAAAGCAUUGCACGUAAGGUCAUUAUUAUUGUACCGAUAGUUAUCAUGUUGAGUAUUGUUCAUGAACUUGUCUUUCGUGAUCUAUUUGAAGAUCAUGAAGAACAACGUCUAUGGUGUUUAAUGUCCUAUUCUCGAUCGAUUCAUACAUACAAUACAAUUGUUUCCCUAUUUCAUUUUCUUGGUCCAUUUCUAGCCAAUUUCUAUUCUGCUGUGUUCAUUACUUUUCGUGGCGCACAACAACGAGCGCGAGUGCAACCGCAAAUAACACAGAGGCAACAUCGAUGGCAACAACUCAAUGAUUAUAAACAUCUGAUCAUCAGUUCGAUCGUUCUUGUUAUUUUAACAAUACCUCAACUGAUCAUUUCGUCUUUGUCCGGAUGCGUCAAAGCAGCUUAUCAAUCGCCAGUUUAUGCUGCAGGUUAUUUCAUAUCGUUCGUGCCGUCGAUGUCCAUUUUUGUUGUAUUUGUUCUACCGUCGCGAUUGUAUCAAAGUCAAUUCAAAAAAGCGUUAAAAUCAUGGCGGCAGAUGUUUUCUCGGCGUUGA